CAAAGCGGAGCGCGAUGGCCCUCUAGAAUCAGACCAUGCUCUCGCCCCUGGUUUGUCCUUCUCUAUAACCCGGCCAGAACACUGAAACCCCCUCAAACCCGCCUAUGAUGGUCGACUCCAUCAUUGACGGGCUUCUUGCCCUCCUGAGGGGCCAGACGCUGGAGUGCCCUGGAGGUGUGCUUGUAGACCCUCCGAAGUACCAGCGGGCAAAGCGCGGCGACUGGCGGACCGUCAUCAUGGAUCAAUCAGCCGCUCAAACCAGUUUCGACAACCUCGCCACGCAACAUAGAACCGCCUGGAAAGCAAUACAACCCCCGCCACCGAUCGACAUCCUGCCACUGUCAUCGGACCAGGUCUACGCCCAUCCACACCUCCGCAAGAGCAUCCGCGCCGCCCUAGCAGACAUCAUGAAAAUCCGCUGGACUUCAAGCUACUGCGACGGCCGCGAUGCUCCAAGCCCAACUCCCCUGGACGCAGCCAUCAUCAAGGCCAUCCAAGUCUGUUUCUUGCCUCACACGUUCCCUGCCCCGCCGCCCAUCCCGCCCGCGACACAGCCCACGCCCAAUGCCUCGCUACCCGAAAUUCCAGCCAUCGCAAUUCCAGGCCAGGCCCUCGCCGUCGGGGCUGCGGUACUGGCCAUCUACACGCCCGACUGCCGGACCCGCGUCCUCGACAUGUUGGAGCGCUUCUAUUUCUGGGUGGAGGCCGGCGACGACGGCCUCGGCUUCGGGCAGCCAUCCAAAGCAAGGCUCGGCCGCUGCUGCGAGACGUAUCCUGUUACUGUCCUGACGUACACAUACCAUUUCCUUGUUGCCUUGGCCUUAUCUACCUCUCUCGCAUUACCACACAAGAACUAACUCGUCCGUCACUCCAUCAGGCCGAGAUACUUCGCCUCCCGUGUCCUCCCCCCGCGGGAGACAACCCACAGGAGCAAGACCCAGCGCAAGUCGUCACCCAAGUUCACGGGCUAGCCAUGCAACCGCGAUAUUUCAACAAUGUCAUGUGCGGGAUGCUGGCUGGCCAGGGGCCAACAGAGGUACACCUAACUGACCUUUCUGGUCGUUCCCAAAGGGAUG
This is a messenger RNA of Parathielavia appendiculata, 1076 nucleotides long. RefSeq lists its product as uncharacterized. The transcript has a single exon. The record is from RefSeq and is a predicted model, not a curated record. The coding region runs from base 105 to 857 and encodes 250 amino acids. Lineage: Eukaryota; Fungi; Ascomycota; Sordariomycetes; Sordariales; Chaetomiaceae.